AUGAAAAGAAUCAGUAUAGGCUUCGACGAAUGUGGAGAGAUACUGUUUAUUGAUGCAUCAGCCAAUGUAGAUAGAUAUGGUUGCAAAGUUUUUAUGAUAUACACAAACAGUUGUGAUGGUGGUCUUCCUGUGGGAACAAUUAUUUUAACAAGUGAAUCAACUUCUGUAAUUUCAGUUGGUUUAGAACUAUGGAAAACAUUAUUCCCAUUAGAUGCUUUAGGAGGAAGAGGUUUAGUAGGUCCCAAGAUUUUUAUGUCAGAUGACUCAACAGCUGAGAGGAAUGCAUUACAUGAAGCAUUCCCUCUGUCAGAACUUCUGCUUUGUAUUUUCCACAUAUUACAGGCCGCAUGGAGAUAUUUGUGGGAUUAUAGCCAUGGUGUGCCCUUAGAUCAUCGUCAAACCCUUUACCUGGAAAUAAAGAAUAUGGUAUACUCAAAAGACAAAGACGAAUUAGAAACUACAUACAAUAACGCACUUGAAAAACCAUUAGUAAAAUAA
Messenger RNA from Macrosiphum euphorbiae (potato aphid), 498 nucleotides. Lineage: Eukaryota; Metazoa; Arthropoda; Insecta; Hemiptera; Aphididae. The record is from the annotation of a GenBank genome assembly.